AUGUCGGGGUCCACGGAACAGCAGCGCAUUCCUUUGCGCGAGCGGCGUCCUUCCACCGGUGCGCCCAUCAUCGACGUCCAGGGCAGUGUCGGUCCGGCCGGUAUCUCUCGCCCCAAGCACAAGAGAACCUUUACCGGCUUCGGCGCUGGCGAGAUCAAGAGCGUCGAGGCUUCGAUCCCAGAGCCCCAGCGUGAGGCAUGGUCUAAGGCCCAGGCCGGCCCCUUCAAAAGCAAGGAGGAGUUCGAGAAGGAGGUUGUCCGCCAUGUCGAGACCACCCUGGCUCGCAGCAUGUUCAACUGUGAUGAGACAGCUGCCUACUCCGCCGCUAGCUUGGCGUUCCGUGACCGUCUGGUCAAGGAGUGGAACAAGACUCAGCAGCGCCAGACCCUCGUAGACGGAAAGCGCAUCUACUACUUUUCGCUCGAGUUUCUCAUGGGCCGUGCCCUCGACAAUGCCAUGUUGAAUGUCGGUCUGAAGGACGUUGCCAAGGAUGGCCUUGACGAGCUCGGUUUCCGCAUCGAGGACGUUAUCGAACAGGAACACGAUGCUGCACUCGGUAAUGGCGGCCUGGGCCGAUUGGCUGCCUGUUUCCUCGACAGUCUGGCCUCCCUCAACUUCCCCGCCUGGGGCUACGGACUGAGAUACAGAUACGGUAUCUUCAAACAGGAGAUCAUCGAUGGCUACCAGGUCGAGGUUCCCGAUUACUGGCUUGACUUCAACCCUUGGGAGUUCCCCCGCCACGACGUUACUGUUGACAUCCAAUUCUUCGGUCACGUCCAGAAGUCAACCGACUCCAAUGGCAAGACCGUCGCUAGCUGGGAGGGCGGCGAGACGGUCACUGCCGUGGCAUACGACGUUCCAAUUCCGGGUUACGCGACGCCAUCCACCAACAACUUGCGUCUGUGGUCCAGCAAGGCUGCUAGCGGAGAGUUCGAUUUUCAAAAAUUCAAUAGCGGUGAUUACGAAAACUCGGUCGCCGACCAGCAGCGUGCCGAGACCAUCAGUGCUGUUCUAUACCCCAACGACAACCUUGAGCGUGGCAAGGAGCUUCGACUGAAGCAGCAAUACUUCUGGUGUGCUGCGUCUCUCUACGACAUCGUCCGCCGCUUCAAGAAGUCUAGACGUCCCUGGAGGGAGUUCCCCGACCAGGUCGCCAUCCAGCUGAACGACACCCACCCCACACUCGCCAUCGUCGAGUUGCAGCGUAUCCUGGUGGAUCUCGAGAAGUUGGAAUGGGAUGAGGCGUGGAACAUCGUCACUGCCACGUUCGGCUACACCAACCACACGGUUCUUCCCGAGGCUUUGGAGAAAUGGCCUGUUGGCCUAGUCCAGCAUCUGCUUCCCAGACACCUACAGAUUAUUUACGACAUCAAUCUGUUCUUUCUCCAGAGCGUCGAGAAGAUGUUUCCCAACGACCGUGACAUCCUCGGCAGAGUCUCCAUCAUCGAGGAGUCGCAGCCCAAGAUGGUGCGCAUGGCAUUCUUGGCCAUUGUUGGCUCCCACAAGGUCAACGGUGUAGCCGAGUUGCACUCCGAUCUCAUCAAGACCACAAUCUUCAAGGACUUUGUCAACAUCUACGGCCCUGACAAGUUCACCAACGUCACCAACGGCAUUACCCCGAGACGCUGGCUGCACCAAGCCAACCCCCGGUUGUCCGACCUGAUCGCAUCCAAGACCGGAGGAUACGAAUUUCUCAAGGACUUGACGCAGCUGAACAAGCUCGAGCUGAGUGUCAACGACAAGGGGUUCCGCAAGGAAUGGGCCGAGAUCAAGUACGCCAACAAAGUCCGCCUGGCCAAGUACAUCAAGACGACGACGGGCGUCAGCAUUAACCCCGCUGCACUCUUCGACGUUCAGGUCAAGCGUAUUCACGAGUACAAGCGUCAGCAGAUGAACAUCUUUGGCGUCAUCCAUCGCUACCUUACUCUCAAGGCCAUGUCCCCUGAGGACCGCAAGAAGGUAGCGCCGCGCGUUUCCAUAUUCGGCGGAAAGGCUGCUCCUGGCUACUGGAUGGCCAAGCAAAUUAUUCAUCUGGUCAACAACGUCGGUUCCGUCGUCAAUAAGGAUGAGGACAUUGGCGACCUGCUCAAGGUCAUCUUCCUCGAGGACUACAACGUCAGCAAGGCCGAGAUGAUCAUCCCUGCUUCGGACCUUAGCGAGCACAUUUCCACUGCCGGUACUGAGGCCUCGGGUACCAGCAACAUGAAGUUUGUGCUCAACGGCGGCCUAAUUAUUGGCACGUGCGACGGCGCCAAUAUUGAGAUCACGCGCGAGAUUGGCGAGAACAACAUCUUCCUCUUUGGCAACCUUGCCGAGGAUGUCGAGGAUCUCCGCCAUGCCCACACCUACGGAUCUCACUCCGUCGACGAAAACCUUACCAAAGUCUUCUCUGCAAUUGAGAACGGAACAUUCGGCUCCGUGUCCGACUUCCAAGCGCUCAUCUCGGCGGUGCGUGAUCACGGCGACUACUACCUUGUUUCGGACGACUUCAACAGCUACAUUGAGACGCACAACCUCGUCGAUGAAGCGUACAAGAACCAGGAGGAGUGGAUCACCAAGUCCAUUACCAGCGUUGCUCGUAUGGGCUUCUUCAGCAGUGACCGCUGCAUCAACGAGUAUGCCGAGGAGAUCUGGAAUGUUGAACCGCUCAAGGUCGAAGACUAG
Messenger RNA from Colletotrichum higginsianum IMI 349063, 2664 nucleotides. RefSeq names its product Alpha-1,4 glucan phosphorylase. Gene Ontology annotation, molecular function: pyridoxal phosphate binding; glycogen phosphorylase activity. Gene Ontology annotation, cellular component: cytoplasm. The record is from RefSeq and is a predicted model, not a curated record. Gene Ontology annotation, biological process: glycogen catabolic process. Bases 1 to 2664 code for a protein of 887 amino acids. NCBI's taxonomy places the organism in Eukaryota, Fungi, Ascomycota, Sordariomycetes, Glomerellales, Glomerellaceae. The transcript has 6 exons.